Messenger RNA from Neurospora tetraspora, 645 nucleotides. RefSeq lists its product as uncharacterized. Lineage: Eukaryota; Fungi; Ascomycota; Sordariomycetes; Sordariales; Sordariaceae. The record is from RefSeq and is a predicted model, not a curated record. The coding region runs from base 1 to 645 and encodes 214 amino acids. The transcript has 2 exons.
AUGUCCACCAACACAACCGACAUCUUCACCAUCCGCGCCGCCCCCGGCACCGACAUUUGGCGUAAACCACCCACGACUAACAUCUGCAAUGCCCCAACCGCCAUCCCCCCCUCCACCCGCUCCACCGGCCCUCUAACCUCCUUCCUCUCCGCCUGCGCCUCCUUCUCCUUUCCCUGGCGCGAGCGCUACGACCAAGCGGGCAUUCUUCUUGCCUUUCGCCGGCGCUCCGAGUCUUCAGACUCAGGAAUCCCACCAAAAUGGAUCAAAACCGGCAUAGAGUUCUACCAAUCUCAGCCUCAACUGAGCACCGUCGCCACGGAUACUUGGUCUGAUUGGAGCGUUACUCCCCUUCUUUCUUCUCUCCCAGGAGCGGAGACAGAGCAGUGGACGACUAUCUUGGUGGAAAAAUCGGAGGAUGAGCAUGGAAAGAGCAUUUGGGUUUAUCGUGUGGUGGUGGAUGAGCAGACGGGAGAGGAAAAGAGCAGGACGGCGUUGAGGGAGAUUUGUUGGGUUUAUGGGCUAGACGGGGAGUGGGAUCUGGAGGUGGUGGCUAUGGCGGCGAGGCCGGAGAAGGAGGUUAAGGAUGGGGAGGAGAAGGAGUUGGUGGUGAAGGUUAGGGGGUGGGAGGUUAAGUGGGAGGAGUAA